GCGCAGCCCGCGCGGAGCCGGCUCAGAGCGAGAAAAGCGAACCCAACCCGUCGGGGCCGCCGCUCCGGACCCGCCAGCCGCCGCCGCCUCCUCCCCCCCGGAUCGGGUGUACUGUCCCAACCCGAAAGUCCAGUUCUGCGGCCCGGCAGCGGCGAGCGAGCGCGAUGACACAGGAGUACGACAACAAACGGCCAGUGUUGGUUCUUCAGAAUGAAGCACUUUAUCCCCAGCGGCGCUCCUAUACUAGCGAGGAUGAAGCCUGGAAGUCUUUCCUGGAAAACCCUCUCACCGCAGCAACCAAAGCGAUGAUGAGCAUCAACGGGGACGAGGACAGUGCUGCGGCACUGGGCCUGCUCUAUGACUACUACAAGGUCCCAAGAGAAAGACGGUCAUCAGCGGCAAAGCCAGAGAUCGAGCACCCAGAGCCCGAGCACAGCAAAAGAAACAGCAUACCAAAUGUGACUGAGCAGCCCCUCAUUUCUGCUGGAGAGAACAGAGUGCAAGUACUGAAAAAUGUGCCCUUUAACAUUGUCCUUCCCCAUGGCAACCAGCUGGGCAUUGAUAAGAGGGGCCACCUGACAGCUCCUGACACAACAGUCACUGUCUCCAUUGCAACUAUGCCCACGCACUCCAUCAAGACUGAAAUCCAGCCGCAUGGUUUUGCUGUUGGAAUCCCCCCAGCAGUGUAUCAUCCCGAGCCCACUGAGCGCGUGGUAGUUUUUGACCGGAACCUCAGUACUGACCAGUUCAGCUCUGCUCAGCCCCCAAAUGCUCAGCGGCGGACUCCAGACUCCACUUUCUCCGAGACCUUCAAGGAGGGUGUUCAGGAGGUUUUCUUCCCCUCGGACCUCAGUCUACGGAUGCCUGGCAUGAAUUCAGAGGACUAUGUAUUUGACAGUGUUUCUGGGAACAACUUCGAGUAUACCCUAGAAGCUUCAAAGUCACUUCGGCAGAAGCCAGGGGACAGCACUAUGACAUACUUGAACAAAGGCCAGUUCUAUCCUAUCACCUUGAAGGAGGUGAGCAGCAACGAAGGGAUCCACCACCCCAUCAGCAAAGUUCGAAGUGUGAUCAUGGUGGUUUUUGCUGAGGACAAGAGCAGAGAGGAUCAGCUAAGGCACUGGAAGUACUGGCACUCCCGGCAGCACACUGCUAAACAAAGGUGCAUUGACAUAGCUGACUAUAAAGAAAGUUUCAAUACCAUCAGUAACAUUGAAGAGAUUGCUUAUAAUGCCAUUUCCUUCAGCUGGGACAUUAACGAUGAAGCAAAGGUAUUCAUCUCUGUGAACUGCUUAAGCACAGAUUUCUCUUCGCAGAAGGGUGUGAAGGGGUUGCCUCUCAACAUUCAGAUUGACACCUAUAGUUACAACAACCGCAGCAACAAGCCAGUGCACCGGGCUUACUGCCAGAUAAAAGUCUUCUGUGACAAGGGAGCUGAGCGGAAAAUCAGGGAUGAAGAACGAAAGCAAAGCAAAAGAAAAGUUUCUGAUGUUAAAGUGCCACUGCUUCCCUCUCACAAACGAAUGGACAUCACAGUGUUCAAGCCCUUUCUUGAUCUCGAUACUCAGCCUGUCCUCUUUAUUCCGGAUGUGCACUUUGCCAACCUGCAGCGGGGCACUCAUGUUCUUUCCAUUGCCUCAGAAGAAUUGGAGGGUGAAGGGUCUGCCUUGAAAAGGGGGCCAUAUGGAACAGAAGACGACUUUGUUGUCCCACCUCCAGCUAAGCUGGCCCGGAUAGAAGAGCCCAAAAGAGUGCUGCUCUACGUUCGAAAGGAGUCAGAAGAAGUCUUUGAUGCCCUGAUGCUCAAGACCCCAUCUUUGAAGGGCUUGAUGGAGGCUAUCUCAGACAAAUAUGAUGUUCCCCAUGACAAGAUUGGGAAAAUAUUCAAGAAGUGCAAAAAAGGGAUCCUGGUGAACAUGGAUGACAACAUUGUGAAGCAUUAUUCCAACGAAGACACCUUCCAGCUGCAGAUUGAAGAAGCAGGGGGAUCGUACAAGCUCACCCUGACGGAGAUCUAAGGCCCAGAGCCCACGGCCCUCAGGAGCUCAGUGAAGGGGUUCCCUAGACCUUACUGUUUGGCCAGCAGAGGUGCCUAGGCACCCACCUCAAGACCCAGGUGGACAUCAGGGGAAGGGAUUCCAUUGGCACUGGAGCUGCAUUUAAUGUACUGCAUUGAUGUUUUUCAGAUGACAGAGAAGUCCAUGCAUCUUUAUGGUUGAAUUUCUGAUACUUAGGAAACUAAAAAUGAAAACUCUGUUCCAAGAUUUAACAGACUCUGGGAACCUUUAGGAUAUCUGCUGCAUUGUUUGUCAGAAUCUUUGGGAGAUCUGCCUUGUCUCUGCAGUAUCAGUGGUCCUGCUCAAAGUGGGCAUCAGGAAGGCAUAGGCUUGGCUUUAAGGUUUUUGUGCUCUUUGACCUCAUUUUAGCUCUGCCUUGGGGAGUGGGCACAGCUCCUGAACAGUGAAGGGCAGAGCAACCUCUCCCUCUACCUGUCAUUCUCCGGUAGUGUUUACUAAACAGGGCACAUUUCUGGAACCUUUCUUUGCAACUUCCUUGGCCGUAUCAGCUGCCUUUCUUAUGAAGAACAUGAAUGGGUUACAGUGUGAAAUUAGUUAAGACAAAGCCGUUGUAUAUAAGUGCAAUAUCUUUUUGAAGGUCUGUCUGUAAAUGUGUACAUACAUGUCUGAUAUAAAUAUAUAAUAUAUAAAUACGGUGUCUGUGUACAGAUAGUGAAGGUACGCACCAGUGAGAUCUACUUUGAGGACUUUCCUAGAGAAAAGGUUAAGUUAUUUUUGAUAAUGUUGACCAAGCAGAUAGAAUACUGUG
Castor canadensis (American beaver) is the source of this 2826-nucleotide messenger RNA. RefSeq names its product grainyhead like transcription factor 1 (gene Grhl1). Gene Ontology annotation, biological process: regulation of transcription by RNA polymerase II. Gene Ontology annotation, cellular component: nucleus. Gene Ontology annotation, molecular function: RNA polymerase II cis-regulatory region sequence-specific DNA binding; DNA-binding transcription activator activity, RNA polymerase II-specific. NCBI's taxonomy places the organism in Eukaryota, Metazoa, Chordata, Mammalia, Rodentia, Castoridae. The record is from RefSeq and is a predicted model, not a curated record.